UCGCCGCUUCCAUUUUGAGUCGAGACGAUGAAGUGGCCGAGAGCGAACGUACAGGCAGUUCUGUGAGAGACUCCGUGAGCGUUCCACCUCUUAGUGCUUCUGUGGCAUGGUGACUGUAGUUUAGUGAGCAUACAGUGGUAUUUGUUAAAGUGAUAAACAUGGAUGUGGCCAUGAAGCUGGAUUUCGACAGCUGCGACGACGAGGAGGUGAACACAUCGUUCCACACGCUGAGCUCGGGCUGCGACGUGGAGGAUGGCGGCGAGUUUUCCAGCGACGAUUUAACCACAUGCAAGCCCCCGAGCCCUCCCACCUCGCGCCUCUUCAGCCCCAGAAAGUGCAGACCGGUGAACACACACAGCAAGCCCGAGGACGAGAGCCCGCAGCAAGUGCUAGACUCGCCUCCCUACAAGAAGAUCCGCGCGCUGCGGCUCUUCGACUCGCCCGCGACGCCCAAGACGCUCCUGCAGAAGAGCGCCGCCGAGUCCUCCGUCAGCAAGGCCAACCCCAGGCUGCGGCUCUUCCCCGCGGGCAGACCCAGACACAGACCCAUGGCCUGGACUGUGCCCGCCACGCCGCCGCCGCCCCCGCCGCCGCCGCAGACGCAGAAGGAGACGAAGGCGGUGGUGAUGGAGGUGGCCAACAUCAACCCCUUCACGCCCACGGGGAUGCUCCUCUCCUCCCGCAAGAGGACGAGAUCGCGGAGGGAGCUCGACGGCUCGCCGAGUGACACAAGCUUCCAAACGACCAUGGAUAUGAGCAUGGACGACUGUUGUUGCAACGACUCCUGUGACGAGUGCGAAGACGAGACCGGACGACCGACCAAAAGACUAGCCAUCCACGAAGCCAAUGUCUCCAGAUACAACCACGAAUUCUUGGAAUUGUCUCUCAUCGGGCAGGGAGAGUUCGGCAGUGUAUACAAAUGCAGACAUCGGCUGGAUGGCUGUGUGUACGCGAUCAAGAAGUCCUUAAAACCAGUAGCAGGUUCAGUUAAUGGGAGAAUAGCCCUAAACGAAGUAUAUGCACAUGCUGUUUUAGGCAGACACCCCCAUGUUGUCCGGUAUUACUCUGCUUGGGCGGAGAACGAUCACAUGAUCAUCCAAAACGAAUAUUGUAACGGUGGAUCCCUAGCAGAUAUUAUCGAUAGCAACAGAAGAACAGGCAGAAAAAUCAGUGAACACACGCUAAAGCAGGUCCUCCUCCAUUCAGCGAAAGGUUUAAAGUAUAUCCACUCGUUACAACUGGUCCACAUGGACAUCAAGCCAGCCAAUAUAUUCGUGUCUAGAGAGCAGAAGGUGAAUCUACAGGGUGAGGAGUCUGCAGAUGAUGGCUUUGAAGAGGAGCAAGUAGAAGAGGAAGAGGAAGUCACAUAUAAAAUUGGUGAUCUUGGUCACGUCACGUCGGUUGUAAAUCCAGAAGUUGAGGAGGGUGACUGCAGAUAUCUUCCCCGGGAAAUACUACAGGAAGACUUCUCACAGUUACCGAAAGCAGACAUCUUCGCCCUAGGUUUAACGUUGUACGAAGCUGCAAGAGGCCAGCCACUACCCUUGAAUGGCGACGAGUGGCAUGCCAUCCGCAAUGGAGAACUGCAGCCUUUGCCAGGGAUACUGGAGCUUCAGUUGCUACUGAAACAGAUGGUCCAGACUGACCCUGCAGCUCGCCCCUCAGCUGCACAGUUGGUACACCACAAUUCCUUCUGCCCCCCAACGAACAAAUCCAGGGCGGAGCUCAGAAGGGAACUAAAUGCGGAAAGAUUAAAGAAUGAAAUUCUCUCUCGUCAGUUGAAGGAAGCAGCAAACUGCCUCCAAAGUUUAUCUCCUAAUGUAGCUUCCAAUUUAGCGGCAGUGGCCUCAGGUGUCCUAGCAGGCGUUGCGACUGUAGGUGUUCCUUCUUUACCUGCGCCAAGAGCAGGACCUACCACUAGAAAUUCACGAUUAAUAGGCAAAAAAGUGAACAGAAGUGUGAGUACAAGUAAUUUCUAAAUUAUAGAAUAUUUUAGGAAAUUGUAUUGCAAGAUUCUAAUUUAAU
Molecule: messenger RNA, 2025 nt
Organism: Penaeus vannamei (Pacific white shrimp)
Lineage: Eukaryota; Metazoa; Arthropoda; Malacostraca; Decapoda; Penaeidae
Gene: Wee1
Product: Wee1 kinase
Biological process (GO): protein phosphorylation; mitotic cell cycle; negative regulation of G2/MI transition of meiotic cell cycle
Cellular component (GO): nucleus; cytoplasm
Molecular function (GO): ATP binding; non-membrane spanning protein tyrosine kinase activity; magnesium ion binding
Source: RefSeq, a predicted model, not a curated record